Messenger RNA from Penaeus vannamei (Pacific white shrimp), 438 nucleotides. NCBI's taxonomy places the organism in Eukaryota, Metazoa, Arthropoda, Malacostraca, Decapoda, Penaeidae. The record is from RefSeq and is a predicted model, not a curated record.
AUCAGCUUCCGAAGUCAAGUUCUCUCGGUGAUUCGGACAACUCAAGAAGCGAAAAUGGUCAACGGCAAACUCGCUCUGGCGGCGGCGGUGCUGGGGGCGCUGCAGCUCAGCCUCUGCCUCGCGGCGCCCGGCCCCUGGAAGGCGCCCGUGGUGCACUCUGUGGGCGUGGUCCCGACUGUGCAUGCCGUGGGCGUCGUAGCAGCCCCUGUGGCUCGACCCGUGGGCGUGGCUUACGUGGGGGGCUUCGACCACGACGACGAUGGCUUCGGCGACGACGACGACGACGUCGCGUCGUCAUCUCCGCCCACAAGCAAAGGGGGGACGACGGCGGACGCGCCGGCAGGCUUCCCUCCGCGGCGACGACAGCGACCCUGGCGAACGGCUUUCCUCUCAGCUUCAGAAAUGAAUAAAAUGCAUCAAAAUGUCAACACUGUGUGA